This is a messenger RNA of Talaromyces stipitatus ATCC 10500, 1192 nucleotides long. RefSeq lists its product as uncharacterized. Gene Ontology annotation, molecular function: nucleic acid binding. The transcript has 2 exons. Lineage: Eukaryota; Fungi; Ascomycota; Eurotiomycetes; Eurotiales; Trichocomaceae. The record is from RefSeq and is a predicted model, not a curated record. The coding region runs from base 1 to 858 and encodes 285 amino acids.
AUGGCUCUUGACUCAGACGAUAAACUGCGUGAAUUACAGCCGCUUCGGGCUAAAUCUAAUGGCCCUCAUGAGAGUCAGGUCUUCGACGCAGAAGCAGAAGCAGCUCUAGCUGGCGCUCAAGCAGCAAUAGCGUACCCAACAGCUCAAUUUGCUACCAACCUAUGGAUCUGCCUUGACAACCUGGAAGUUGCCAUACGCCUUCUAUCUCCCUCUACAGGAUCUUCCCAAGAAAUCUUUGAAUCCUUCCGCACCCUUGCAGCCGCCUGGCCACUUCGCAAAAGGCUUCCUCACACCAAAAGCGGAUCUAUCCAAAUCCGAUGGGUCCCUGGACACGCCAAAAUCCCUGAGAACGAAGCGGCUGAUCUCGCUGCCAAAGAGGGAGCUGCCUCAAUCCCUCCUGCUCCUCACAAAUCCUCAUACGCCUCGCUAAAGAGAUACGCCAAGACUCAAUCCCUAUCCGCUGCUCAGUCACAAUGGGAGAAGGUGGCACCACAGAGCUAUCAAGAUCUAGAAAUAACCACUUCCCCUAAGCGCCCUGGGGAGCUUCAACUCAACCGACUUGACCUCGGCCAUGUUAUUGCGGCCCGUACUGGUCAUGGAGACUUUGCAGACUACCAUGAACGCUUCAACCAUGAUGAUGCUUAUCUUCUCUGCCGAUGCGGAGCACGAAAAGCACCUCUGCACUUCUUCUUCUGUCAUAUAGCUAAGAGACGAGCCCCUCGGCCUCCUGGGCCCCCUUCUGAGGUCAUCUCUUUUCUCUUAGGCACUGCUAAAGGAGCACAAAAGCUAGCCACAUGGCUAGCAGAGACCCACUUCUUUGAGGAUAUCUGCCCUCGCCAACCUCUCCUUAGCACCUAGCUAAGACAGCCCUACUCUUCCUUUAUAUUUCUCUUCUCCUUCUUUCUUUCUCUUCUCUUCUUUCUUUCCCUCUCUGCAAAACUUACUGUUCAGUUAUAAUAGUGGUGGAGUAAUAGGUCAUGGAGUGUAGGCGGACCAUUGCAGCUGGCAAAUACCUAAAACCCACUCAAAGUGGACCUCCCUGUAAGACCAUGGCAGCUAUGGAAAUGCGCCAGAGUCUCUUAUUUGUACACAAAUCUGAUAGGACCCGAAACCCGAGGCUUACCCCUCGGCGGCCUAUGUCCCAGUAGGGAUCGGUGGGAAGCGUGCGAGUCACGAACCACGGCCGUUAAAU